Adineta ricciae is the source of this 324-nucleotide messenger RNA. Lineage: Eukaryota; Metazoa; Rotifera; Eurotatoria; Adinetida; Adinetidae. The record is from the annotation of a GenBank genome assembly.
AUGUCGCACAAUCCAAACCCGAACGCAGACACCUCCGGUUUCAGCUAUCCUAGUGCAGCCGGUGUACCAACUAAUAUAGCACAGACACAUGUAGGCCUUAUGCCUACAUCUACUUCUUCAAUUCCGGAAUCAUCAUCAUCUGUGCCAACCACAGUCACGCAUUCAACUUCAGACAAUCGAAUAGGACCAGCUGUGGAUCGUCAUCAUGGGAAACUAUAUGGUGAGCAUGGUGGAGCUGGUACUAGGGCAGAUGAUCGGAAGGGCGAGAUCGUAAAGAAUGAUGGUCAUACACCAACACCCGUCGCUAUACAUGAACAGACUUAG